CCUUCACCGACGCGACAUUCAUCACCUAUCUCAAGCAACUGUUAGCUAGGACUUUCGCCUGGCUUUACUCAGCGAUACUCAAUCAUUCCUACAUCACCAUCUAUGGGCUCCCCCUCUGGCACAGCAACCACCGACACCCCUCGCGCCUCCCUUCUAGCCGUCAGCGCAGUUCCAAACAUCGUUUUGGCUUUCGGCCUCUCUAAGACUGACGCGAGCUUCGCGUCGCUGGUUUGGUGUGUAGCAGUGGGAGGUCCGCCUUGACUGGGCGGACGGUAAACUUCAAGUUUUACAAGAAGAGGCUGGACUAGUAUUAAAUCGACUUCACGAUAUUCGACGGGCAAAUCACGUUUUGCAAAUCUUCUAGAAAUUCAGAGCUAUGGCGCUCUUCACUUUCGACCAAGACGAUGCCCAUCUUGUGGGAGGGCAAACAAAGCAAGGCCUCCACUACGCAACAGCCAGGGCGGAAAUGAUCACAGACGGAGCCAAAGGGAUGGAUAUUGAUGCGCCAAAGGACCCAAAACCGGUGUUGGGAACUCCGCCCAUCAAUAUUGCCUCCCCGCUUCCUAAGCGUCUUUUACAGUCCCCCCCACAUAUGAAGCAACAGUCCGUUACUAAUAAACUAGACUUCGAUAUAGUGAGGAACAAAGCACAGAAAAAGAAGAAAAAGAAACGGGCAAUGAAGCCCGGCGCACCUGCCACAAACACCAUCCGAGGGUUUCAGACGCCUGUAACGUCUUGUGGAGAAGAGUCCGAUUUCUCAGUCGCCACAACCCCACGUCUCGGACCUACCCUUUCUGGAUUUCCAAGUGUCACAAGCAGCCCAGCAUUGAGACCAUCGUCAGCAGCCGGAGGAAUAAGCGCGCUUAAGCAGCAGCUCGAAGCACUUAAUCUCGGUCCCAGACUCGUUUCCCCCGGCAAAGGGUCCUUGGUUGGUCCGCUUAGGUCAGGUAUCUCUAGCAAUGCCAGUAUCUCCGGACUUGAUAGUGACAGCGACCGAACCGAAAUGGAGAGCUACGAAGUCAACCUAGAAAAUGACUUUGUUAGCCCAGACGUUGCGUCAAAAUCGACUUUGACUCCAGAUGGGAUCGAUCGGAGAAACUCGAGCAUGCGAAAGAUGACUGCGGAAGAUUUUGACCCCCUGACAUGUCUCGGAAAAGGUAGCUACGGAACUGUUUUGCUGGUCAGACAACAUGCAACUGGCCGUCUCUUUGCGCAAAAACAGUUUCGUAAGGCAUCCCUCACAGUGCACAAGAAGCUCAUUGAACAGACCAAGACCGAGCGCGCGAUUCUUGAGAGUGUCAAUCGCCACCCGUUCGUUGUGAAGCUGUACUACGCAUUUCAAGACCAUGAGAAGCUUUACCUCAUACUCGAGUAUGCUCAAGGCGGUGAACUUUUUCACCAUCUUGCUAGCGAGCGAAUGUUCCCUGAAGACACGGUAGCCUUUUACAUGGCGGAGAUGGUACUCGCGCUUGAUCACUUGCACCGCACCGUCGGUGUCAUUUACAGAGACUUGAAGCCUGAAAACUGCCUCUUGGACUCAGAAGGUCAUCUGCUCCUCACCGACUUUGGGCUCAGCAAAGUCGCCGUGGACGACGACACUACAUCCCACUCGUUCCUUGGUACGGUCGAGUACAUGGCGCCUGAAGUCAUUCUGGGAGCCGAGUACGGCAUGGCUGUGGACUGGUGGUCCUUCGGUGCGCUUGGCUUUGAUCUCCUGACCGGCUCACCCCCAUUUACCGGAAACAACCAUGCCAAGACUCAAGAGAAGAUCGUCAAGCAGAAGCUCGUCCUCCCCUACUACCUUGGUCCUGACGCCAAAGAUCUACUUACGCGUUUGCUUCGCAAAGAGCCUAAGAAACGACUAGGCGCCAACAUGCCCAAGGAUCUUCAGACUAUCAAAUCCCAUCGCUUCUUCAGAAAGAUCAACUGGAAAAAGCUAGAGGCAAGAGAACUUGAGCCGCCAAUUCAACCACUUAUCACGGAUCCAGAGCUUGCGGAGAACUUCGCGACUGAGUUUACAGACUUAGCUUUGAGCCCCGUGGCUACGAAGAAAGGCUUCGACGAGUUUAUAUUGGCUGAACAGGAUCCCUUUGGAGGCUUUAGCUUUGUUGCUAGCCAAAGUCUGCUCGAGGGUGGUGAGUGGGAUUGCUGAUGAUAGAAGAUGACAGUUGGCUGUUGGGUACAACCUAGCCAAUAAAUGGAGUAGUUUCUUGUUCAUACUUUAUCGCCUGGAGUGUUGCAUUUUCCGUUUUUGUUAUUCUCUAUUGUUUAGUUUUUGGUGUCAUGAUGCAUCCUAGUAGAAAGACUAGCUACGAACCGGAAACUACUGAUUAUCAUACAUUCGUAGCUUCUAGUUCUCAGCUUAGGACUCCAUAAAAUCAUACGU
Messenger RNA from Lindgomyces ingoldianus, 2386 nucleotides. Its product is annotated as kinase-like protein. Bases 377 to 2152 code for a protein of 591 amino acids. The transcript has 2 exons. The record is from RefSeq and is a predicted model, not a curated record. NCBI's taxonomy places the organism in Eukaryota, Fungi, Ascomycota, Dothideomycetes, Pleosporales, Lindgomycetaceae. Gene Ontology annotation, biological process: protein phosphorylation. Gene Ontology annotation, molecular function: protein serine/threonine kinase activity; ATP binding.